AUGCAUCGGUCUGUGCGCAUUUUCCGCGGCUUUUUAAAGUCAUAUAUCUGCAUAUGGUGCGUGUGUUUACUGCCUUUGAAGUUACUUGCGCAGCUGGCUCCAGAAUGUAAUCCGGGUGGAUACAGGACCUUGAGGAACGCAUAUCGGAGCGUCAACUUCGACUCUACUGAGCUACAGAACACAGCGAUACAGGAUCUGAUUUGUGACUAUUCACUGCUACCCGGAUGGUACCGUUUUAGCAUUAACAACAAACCGGCGGAGAUGCCCACCCGCUGUGUGGAGAUGAACCGCUGCGGGACGCAGGCUCCAGUAUGGUUGUCUCUUAAAGACAGCUCUCUGCCGAGGCCUGGCGAGGUCAAGAAGCUCUCAGCUUGUGCCACAUGGCAGUUCUUCCAUGGAAGCACCAAAGACUGCUGUCUUUUCCGCAUCCCAAUAUCUGUCCGCAACUGUGGAGUGUUCUUGCUGUACUACCUACAGCCAACUCAAGGUUGCAUGGGAUACUGUGCAGAAGUUAUUUCACAGUACACGCCCAAGUCCUGCCCACCUGGUGAAACAGAAGUUAACGGUGUAUGUAAAGCAAAUCUACCCUCACUACCUUCAAAACCAGUGGUGACCCCAGAGUUGGUUGGCAGCAGUGUCCACCUCCGAUGCUCAUAUGCUGGGGUAACGGCCACCCGGAUGGUGGGAUACCUGGUUGUGUGGGCACGAUAUUCCUCCAACACCAUGAAGGUGGAGAUCAGACGAGACACAACAUCUCGACUAUAUUCUCUGGUGGAGAUGGACGGAGUUCACUUCAGGCUAGGAGAAACGUUUUCCUGCAGUGUAUCCGCCUUCCUGUUAAACUCAUCCAGCUCUCCAUCAACAUCCAAAGAGAGUCCUGGGUUUUUCGCAGGAAUCAAGUUUGUUCCAGAUGUUCUCAACAUCCGUGAGGAUGUUAAAAAGCACGCUUUGGCGCUACACAGCACGGUCCCGAUUCCCUGCCAUGGAUUCGAGCACAACGGCCGUUGCAAAGUGUCUCUUGCUCUCAGUAUACAUGAUUCAGACAGUGUAGUUGUGGAGGUUCCAAAUGUGGCCCUGUCAUCCUGCUUCGUCGAGCUCCUGUCCCAACCCUGCCGAAAUAACGUCUGUGCUGAAGGUACCGUGACUGUCACCGGCGUUACCGAUUUCACACGGGACGGGAACCGGGUCAGCCUCUUCUCUGCCCAGCCCGCCCAAGGUAGUCCUCGCCUCUGGAGAGGUUACAACCCUCCAGCACUGAAGAUCACAGUUCAAGAUGUUCCAACAGCAACCUGUUACUCCCUGACCGAUCCCCACAUCAUUACGUUUGAUGGCAGGCAUUACGAAAACCAACAGACUGGCACAUUUUUGCUUUAUAAGAGCACAAACCGUGUGUUCGAGGUCCACACCAGGCAGUGGGAUUGUGGGAGCCGACACUACACCGUGGCGUGUACCUGCGGCGUGGCCGCACGAGAGGGCAAUGAGGUUGUGACGUUUGACAUGUGCAAUGGGCAGCUGCAGGAAACACGUCCUGACUUGUCCAUCAAGGCCGUGGGACCAUCCGCGACCAAUCGGAUUAAGAUCCAUGAGACGCACCAAGGAAAAAAAGUCACGAUUGUAUUUGCCUCGGGGGCGUUUGUGCGAGCAGACGUCAAUGACUGGGGAAUGAGUCUGUCCGUCAGGGCUCCGAGUCAGGACUUUAAUGGCACCAUAGGCCUGUGUGGAUUAUUUGACCGGAACAGCCACAACGACCUAAAUCACCCGGCAGGCACAAACCACCACAACAAUGACCAAGUGGAAUUUAUUCAGAGCUGGAGGAUCGCGCCUGGGGAGAGCCUGUUUGACAGCACGCCACCUGCCGUGGAUGAGGAGAUAAAGUGGAAUUUCUGUGCUUGUCAAAAGGGAUAUAGCCUGUCCCACCAUUCAACACAUGCCUCUGAUGGCCUAUUAAACCCGCCUCCCGUUUUCCACUGCCAGUCUCACAACGAAAAAGAUUACACAUCCCUGUUCCCCUUCAGAGAUACCACGGCCGACUACACCACUAAAACUGGCUCAGUUCGCAACAUCCAGAAACGGGAGGCGUCAACUAAAGUUCCAGAGUUCUCCAAAAGUCUCAGUGGUGUUAAACCAAAGUUUCAGAUGUCCCAAGUUCAGGCAGAGAACUUUUCGCUUUCUGUAGAGGAGCUAAAAAUUGACUCGUUAUUUAAUGUUUCCGAUCAUCGCUUGAAUGAAUCUAAGGUGCCCUUUCCCACCUCAAGUGGUAGACACAAGAGACAGACCCUUGAAUUCCUGCCUGUUUACACCUUCCAGACCUUAAGCCAGACUGACCUGGAAAGUCUCGCCUACUUCUUUCCAGAUGACCACCGCUCUUCUAUACGCACUCCUGCCCACCCAUCCUGGCCGACACCCAGUGGCCUCACUUCUGCCAAAGCACUGGAGGUCUGCCAGUUGGCUCUUGCUAACUCAACCGUGGGCACAGUAUGCAAGAGUCUUCUUGGUCGGCGCUUGGAAGAAGCUGUGGAUCUUUGCAUUCUGGAUCUUCAACUAAAGGACGACUUGACUUGGGAGGAUGCCCUUGUGCCCUUCUUGGAGAACGAAUGUGAGCGAAAGUGGCUGGAGAACCGGACUCAACGUUCUCAAGACAUUUUGACAACAUUAGAGGAUAUUGCAAAGGCCCUACGAUGUCCAAACUUCUGCAAUGGGAAUGGGCUGUGUGUAGAGUGGGGAUGCCAGUGUUUUCCUGACUAUAGUUUUCAUGACUGCAGCCACACCAUCAGUCAGCCAAUAGAGAUCACUGAUCUGGAGAACAGCGGUUUAUGUGACAUACGUGAGUUGGACUGCGACACCGUGAGGGUUUUUGGGCUGGGCUUCAUUGACUCACCUGACCUUGCAUGUCUCGUCAUCAGAUUAAAGCACAUGAAUGGAGUUUGGAUCCCUGAUGAGGAAAGAAGAACCAAAGCUUCCUUACUCAGCUCCAGGGCUAUAGACUGCUCCAUCCCACGGCUUGGCAACAUGGCUGUCGACACGAUGGACUUCAUGGCCAAUGAACAGCCCUAUGCCAGAUGGGAGAUUAAGGUAACUAAUGAUGGUCGUCAGUACAGCAAAGGGAAGAUCUUGACCCUUUAUGAUGGUAUUUGCCAGCUGUGUGAGACUCCCUCUGGACUCUGCAAACUGAAGGAAGGGACGUGUAAUAUAGAUGGGAUGUGUUUUGCCGAGGGAAGCUCAAGCCCUUCCAGUCCAUGUCUCCUGUGUAACUCCACGGCCUCCAAAUACACCUGGUCCAUUAAUCAAGCUAAUCGGCCACCGACCUUCCACGCGCCACAGGGUGGCCUGCGGACCUUUGCAGGGGAGAACUUUGUGUACCAAUUCACCGCUACAGACCCCGAGGGUUCGGCCCUGCUCUUCCAGAUGGAGACGGGGCCUCCCGGGGCCUCCAUUUCCCCAGGUGGGCUCCUCAUCUGGAAAGUGUAUUCGGAGGAGACGCACAUCUUCCAAUUCACUGUGUCUGAUGAGUGUGACGCUCAGAGAAGAUUUACUGUGGAGGUAGAUGUACAGCCAUGUGAGUGCUUGAAUGGAGGGACGUGUGUGACCAACAUCAAGUAUCCUGCGGGCAGCGGCGAGUACCUGUGUUUGUGCCUGACUGGUUUCCAUGGUGACCUGUGCCAAGAAGAGCUGAACAAAUGCACUUCCAGUCCAUGUCGAGCAGGAGUUUGUGUCAAUCUGGUUGACGGGUUUGAAUGCCAGUGCCCUGCUGGACUGAUGGGAGUGACAUGUCAGGAGGAUGUAAAUGAGUGCGAGAGAGCUGUAUGUUUUCCUGGAGUGAGGUGUGUGAAUAGCUUUGGAUCUUUCAGGUGCGGCCCUUGUCCUCGAGGCCUGGAGGGUGAUGGGAUCUUCUGCAAAAUCUCCUCUUCCAAACCAUCUGCCGUGCAGCCCAGCAAAACCACCUCAACUCACCUCUCGCUAGAAUCUAACAAAGCUCCAAGCACGGCUCUGGUCACUAAAGCAGCCACCAACCCCAAUCAGAGAACUGGUUAUCGCAAUGCAUUAAAUAUGACAGCCAAGUGUGCCAGUAGGCCAUGUUUUCCGGGCGUUCAGUGUAUUGACCUUCGGCCUCCCUACACUGGCUAUGUCUGCAGGCGAUGUCCUCCAGGUUACCAUGGCAAUGGACGCACCUGCACGAAACAAUCAAAAAAUGCCUCACCCCGAUACCAGUCACCGCUACUGACCCAAGCCAAGAACAACCUGCCCCAUGCCUCCCACGGAGCGCCCCAUCUGCACCUCCCAACCCUUCCCUUCAGGGUGCCUCAGAGACGCCUUUUCUCACCGGGGAGGACUCCACAUAAGCAGGCCACCACUCAUGCCCCUCUCCCGCCAACAUUUCCACCUGCCACAGAGAAAACUGAGUUUGCUCUGCCGGUGGGACACACUCCUGCCUCAACCAGCAGCAGGGAUCGACUCUACUCUAACUCUCGUAAUCAACUGAACAUUCUUCCGAGUCCAGAGGAGCGAAGCCCUUCAUUUAAAGUCUCAGCAAGUGGAUUUGCGGGCAUCACGCCCAGAGUGACACCUAAAGUAACUUUACCUCACACUUUGAGUUAUGCUGAGACAUUGAGACAGUCUUUAGAGAAACCCAGUCCCAUUACAAUAUCCCAGGCUCGACCUUGGACACCUCCAGACACCCAGCGACCCUUAACAGCAGCCUUGACCUCUCUCUCUUUCUCCUUCUCGGAGUCAGAGUUCUCAGCAGAUGGAAGUCUAGGACCUGGAAAGCAAGACAUGUACGAGACACAACCACUACCACAGGAGAGCUUCACCUUCCAUGGUGAAAGAAGCUACACCCAAUCCCUGGACCACCAUCCAACUCUCCAGAAUGGUAGACUCCAAAGCAAAAGCAGAAAUGUAGUACUGUUAGAGGAGAGAAGUUUCACCUGUGCAGAUGUCCCUUGCUUCCCAGGAGUACACUGUGAGCUUGCUGGGGACAGACAACUUAGAUGUGGAAGCUGCCCUUUGGGGUACACUGGAAAUGGGCGAAUAUGCAGAGCUGUCUGCAGAUACUCCUGCGGUAAAAACAUGGAGUGUGCGGCCCUGAACACGUGCCGUUGCAAGAUAGGAUUCAGUGGCCCCAACUGUGAAACAGCUAUCUGCAAUCCUCCCUGCCUGAAUGGAGGGAAUUGUGUAGCUCCAGAUGUAUGUGAAUGCAAGUCAGGUUACCAUGGAGAGACCUGUGAAAGCGCUCUCUGCAGUUCGCCCUGCCUGCAUGGAGGCACCUGCGUGGGUCGAGACACCUGCUCAUGUCCCUAUGGCUUUGUAGGGCCCAGAUGUGAAACCAUGGUGUGCAACCGUCACUGUCAAAACGGAGGGAAGUGCGCAUCGCCAGAUGAGUGCGAAUGUCUGGUGGGGUGGACGGGAGCAUCAUGUGAGACAACUCUUUGCGACCCAGUGUGUCUCAACGGUGGGACCUGUGUACAUCCAAAUUCCUGCACCUGCCAGCAUGGUUUCUAUGGGGCUCAGUGUCAAAACGCUGUGUGCAGCCCACCCUGCAAAAACGGAGGUUAUUGUGUGCGUAACAACAUCUGCUCAUGUACGGAUGGAUAUUCUGGCCCACGCUGUGAGAAAAGUGUGUGUGAGCCAGUCUGCAUGAAUGGAAGAUGUGUUGGACCAGAUGUGUGCGACUGUGCAUCAGGAUGGAGGGGAAAGCGAUGUGAUGAACCUGUGUGCCUGCAGAAGUGUUUAAAUGGAGGUGAAUGUGUGGGGCCGAGCACCUGCCACUGCAGCUCCGGCUGGAAGGGAACUCUGUGCCAAAAACCAAUCUGUGAACAGAGGUGUUUGUAUGGAAGUCGGUGUGUCAGACCCAACGUGUGCGCUUGUCGAGCUGGAUACACGGGCACACUGUGCUCUAGAAAGCUUCCUGUCCAGAGUGGAUGAGGAACUGACAUGAGGUGUCAAUAGUGCACUGAGGACACUGGGCCCACAUUUCACUACUUAUUAACCUGAAAGGGUUACAAUAUCGGUUGCAAUUUGUAAAUAUCAUAUCUGAAGAUAUUAAUUUAUGCUUAGGGUAUAAUAUAAUGUUUUAUAUUUACUUUCAAACUCUACUGCUAUAUUUG
Molecule: messenger RNA, 6104 nt
Organism: Xyrauchen texanus (razorback sucker)
Lineage: Eukaryota; Metazoa; Chordata; Actinopteri; Cypriniformes; Catostomidae
Product: von Willebrand factor D and EGF domain-containing protein-like
Exons: 32
Coding region: 1-5922 (1973 amino acids)
Biological process (GO): anatomical structure development
Cellular component (GO): extracellular region; cell surface
Molecular function (GO): calcium ion binding; signaling receptor binding
Source: RefSeq, a predicted model, not a curated record